Messenger RNA from Cyprinus carpio (common carp), 1964 nucleotides. RefSeq names its product WD repeat and SOCS box-containing protein 2-like. The record is from RefSeq and is a predicted model, not a curated record. Gene Ontology annotation, molecular function: protein binding. Gene Ontology annotation, biological process: intracellular signal transduction. Lineage: Eukaryota; Metazoa; Chordata; Actinopteri; Cypriniformes; Cyprinidae.
AUAGUAUAAAACACACCUUAACACUGUAAAUAUACAGUAGACACACCCUGUACUGAGAAUGAUACUCACCCGACGACGGGGUCACGUGGUUUGCCCAUCUGGCCACGCCCCCUAGUGAAAUGAAUGCAGAGGAGAGGUGAAAUGAUGCGUACAUGAUUUCAAUGGUAAGAUGUGCUCUUCGUUUCGAGGUUGCACUGUCAAAGAACCGCAUGAUCUGAUCGCGGAGCUGAAACCCGCUCAUCACCCGCGUCUGUACGGCUCCGCCGGCUGCGAGACAUGGAGCGUCCGCUUCUCCCCGGACGGAUCUUCUUUUGCCUGGUCGAUGGGAUACGGCAUCGUCAAACUCCUGUCCUGGCCACUGACAUCCGAAGAUAGUGCCAAAGCUGUAUGCAGUGAAGAGAAGACACUUAACUGCAAGCAGACGGUGUGGGCUCUGGCGUUUGGUCCCUGCCUGUCUACCCGAGUGGAUGCUUCACAUCAGAACGCACAUGAUCAUGAGCUACUGCUGGCCAUUGGUCUGAACAACGGCGUGAUCCAAGUGUGGGUCGUCUCAAGUGGAAAUCUGCGGUUUACUCUAACCGGACAUCUGGCUCCUGUCAGGGAUUUAGUCUUCACUCCAAAUGGAAGUGUCACUCUUGUAUCGGCCUCCCGAGAUAAAACUUUAAGGAUAUGGGACUUGGCAAAGAAAGGUGCCAGUCCCCAUGUGCUGCGGGGUCCAAACUACUGGGUCUUCAGAUGUUCCAUAUCACCUGACAGCAGUGUGAUCGCCUCUGUCUGCAACCUCGACUCUAAGGUGUAUUUGUGGAGCUUGCGGUCCUACACCUUCAUGAGACACCUUACAUACGACCAUGAGCGCACCAUGGCAUCAUGUGACUUUUCCCAGGACGGAGCGCUGCUCGCGAUCGCUUCGUAUCAUUCGACCACAGGCUGGUGGCUGGACCUGUGGGACCCCUAUACAGCUGAUCUCCUGACUAGAGUAGAAGACUGUGAGCUGUGCGCUUACAGAAGUGACAAUCUACUGACCUCUCUUAGCUUCUCUCCGGUUGGUCUGCUGCUGGCUUUCAAAGACUACAGGGCGUUACGGAUCUGGGAUAUGGAACAAGAUAAACUAGUGGCAGACACUGAUCACAACCGAGCCAGUGGUGUGUGCUGUGUUUUCCAUCCACAUGGGGGCGUCAUCGCUACAGGGUGCAGAGAUGGACAUGUAAAAUUCUGGAGAGUUCCUCAUCUCAUUCCGAGCCUUCAGCAUCUGUGCCGGAUUGCCCUGAGAUUCUCCAUUUCAACCUAUCAGGUGGAGGCUCUUCCCUUGCCGAAAAAAAUCCUGGAAUACCUUACUUACAGGGAUGUUCCAAAGCAAAAGAUUGUAUAUUGCAAAGAACACUGCAGAUGAAAAUAAGUAAUGUUUGUGGGUCAAGUAAACGUUGCAUAAUUUUCUAGGAAGCCUAAUUUCCCCAGACGCCUCUUUGUUCAAAACAAAGACAUUAAAUUACGACACUAUACUCGAAAUAUUUAUUUACAUAACUACUUAAAAAAAAAUUAGCAUUUGUUUUACAAAGUACUGAGACAAGCUUUAUUUAAAGCAUAAAAAAAUAAACCAUUCAAAAAUAUUACAGGGUUCUACGCAUAGUUUUUUUGUCAGAACAAUAUGAAGUAGUAAACAACUUCCUCUCAUGACAUCAUGGAUCUAUGUUACAUAACCCUUUCAAAGUGUGAACCAAUGAUCUAUCCAUCGCUGACUACGAUGUCUCUAACAGCCUGGAAAGCUGCAACCAUUGAGCUCAGCUGGAUCUUCUCAUUGGUUCCGGAGGCCAGACGAUACCUUAUGGUUAAAAAGGAAAGAACAGAAGUUGAAGAAGCUCACUCAAGUAUAUAAUAAACUCAAUCUACCAUUUAAAAGUUUGGGGUUGGUAAGAUUUUUUUAAUGGUAUUUAAAAGUCUCUCAUUCUCACCAAGGCUGCAAUCAU